AUGCUCUCUUACUCCCUAAGAAGUUCAAUCAACGGUAGUUUGGUAGAUUGCCAUAGCAAUUUGCCUUCAUUCUCCUUGUCUUGGCUUGAUCACUUGGAUGAGAAUGAGCUUGGCAGAUACACUGUAGUCCUUGCCUCCAAUUCUUCUAUUUCUUUUGAAGGGACACGUUACUUGAAAAGGGGUGUGAAUGAUCGGGGUAGAGUUGCUAAUGAUGUUGAGACAGAGCAGAUUGUCCUUGAUGAAGAAGCUGGAUCUUGCAAGGGAAAAAUGAGUUCAACAGUUGAGAAAAGGCCUCGGGAAAUGAUGCUGAGGCGUGAAUUUGCAAAUGCUGUUAGGUAUCUGAACCAAAUUCUACCGGUAGAUAACCAUCUUAGAUUUAUUCACUGGGACUUUGACAAGUUUGCAAAGACCAAGUCUGCCAAUGUUUUGGCAGUUUUAGGAGGUGUACCAAGUGAAGCUCUUGAUUUAACUGGUUUUUACUACAGCGGUAAACCCAGUAUAAUAAAGAGGGCCAACAAGAGCAAUCGAUCAAGCACAAGGAGGGAUACUUCACUGAGAGAUCUGAGAGCUGGUUCUGGAGAUCUUGUGAGAAUUGGGAACAGUAUCGAAAUGUUAAAUUCUGGGGUUAAUCGAGACAGAGAGACUGACAUGAACCAUCAGAAUAAAAAAGAUAAUUUUAGUAGUGAUGCACCGUAUUUUCAGAGUGGAGUUCUCCGAACCAACUGCAUUGACUGCUUGGACCGUACAAAUGUUGCACAUGGGGACGCUCUCGCUCAACAGUAUGGUGGUUCUGCAGCUCACAAUAUUGUGUUUCCGGAGAGGCAGGGAAAGUGGAAGGCAACAACACAAUCAAGAGAGUUUUUGAAGUCCAUAAAACGAUACUACAGCAAUGCUUACACAGAUGGUGAAAAACAAGAUGCAAUAAACUUGUAUUAUUCCUCAGAAGGGACACCUGCUCUCUGGGAGCUGGAUUCAGAUUAUUAUCUCCAUGUAUCUGGGGUUGAGGAUGAUCUAAUUCCUGAGAAGUGUUCUGAACCAAAUCCCAAGCCUCCUGGAGGAGGUGGAAUGGUGUUCAACCCGAUACCAGCCUGCAGAGAAGACUUCUUACGCAUAAAGUUGACAUCAUUUGACAAGUUAAUUGAAAAGACCUGUAGUACAAUUAAAAAUGUAAGACUAUGCUCUGAACCUGAUCGGAGACCAGGUGGGAGCUCUGGAAACAGUGGAGUGGCACCUGAUGCAGCACGGAUGCCUUUUUUGAAAUACAGCUCAAAAGCCCAAAUUGGCUUUUCGGCCAGAGAAAGUAUGGAGGAUUCCUCUGCUGCAAAAGUAGCUUCUCAUGAAACUGACGAUGAAGGAUCUCAUGCUAUUGGAUUUUGUGACUUGAAUUGGCUUUCCUCUGGCAGUGAUAUGAAUGAAGAGGAUGUUUUCCGAAGGUACCUUAUAAUGACCUCGGCAAAUGAGGCCAAUGGUUUGUAUGGAGGUAGCCUCCUUGGUGAUGAAGACGAAAGCAGUGAGAUACAUAAACAUUAUGCCGAGUUAUGUCAGGCACCGGGCUUGGAACUUUUCCAAAAUGACUGUGAGAGGGAGCUACACUACGCAGAUGGUUUAAGCACGAGUUCGUAUGAAAUUGUGAAUGAUUCUGCCGUUGAGGCAGAAAUGAAAGCAGCUCUAAAGGAGUAUGACCAAGUUGGUGCUGACCUUGGGAUCAUUCCCAGAUCUUGUAAAUUCUUUGCUGAUGAUCCGAGCUGGCUUACAAGGUGGUUAACUGGGGAAGAAUUCAAAUUUAUAUCUUUUUCCAAAGUUUUGGCAGUUUUAGGAGCUGUAGCAAGUGAAGUGCUCGAUUUAACUGGCUUUUAG
Molecule: messenger RNA, 1857 nt
Organism: Sphenostylis stenocarpa
Lineage: Eukaryota; Viridiplantae; Streptophyta; Magnoliopsida; Fabales; Fabaceae
Source: the annotation of a GenBank genome assembly